AUGUCUGGAUUUCCGAAAAGCGCCGGUUUUGUGGCUUCUUCAACGUUCCUGACCACCACCUGUCAAUUGGUCAAAGGCAAUCAGCAACGUCUAAGAGCGACUUGCAAGCACAGCGCAGUUGGAGAGACUACCUGGGCUGUACUGCCUGAGCCCCGUUAUGGCUAUUAUCGCCUCUACGACGAAGAUGGCGCAUUGGCAUCGAAGACGUCUUUUGAUUCGGAAGACUCAUCCUUGGGCCGCAUCGACACGCACUCCAUCGCACCACCACAAACAGUCUCUUCGUUGAGUUUCCAAGUCACGAAGGCCGAGGGCUUUGUGACUCGAACUGUUAAGGUGUACCAAGACAUGGACGGAGAGGUGCUGAUGUCUGAUAAUGAUCACCUGCCCCUUCAAGCCCAGGCUUACCUGGGACAUCUUGAGGAUGAACCUAUAACGAUUGUCUGUAGUCAAGAGAAUUCAAUGACCCCAUUAAGCGCAGUGGACUUAAGCCUCUUAACGCAGAUUAGAGGGGGGGUGGCAUGGAAUCCCAGUGAAACUCAUCAGGCCGACUGACUUCCUUUCAAGGAGGGCGAGGUCAUGUACACGGAUGGCAUCAAAACAUCAGGUUUUAUUCCCGGACUCCCAAAUCCCUAUAGCGGUUACGUUGCGAUGAACUCCGCCGGACGGAAGGGCUCAUCUACUCAGGCCAUCUGAGACGUCCUUAUGAGAGCUGUUGAGGAGCUUAUGACGAUCUCAUCCUUAAACAUAGACAUCUAGGGUGGCAUAAAUGGGUGUUUCUGUAUUUCAAGAUAGUCGAACGUUGAGGAUUAGAAGGAGGAUUGGAAAUUGUCUCGCAACUAAAGUGUUGUCUGCUCUU
Messenger RNA from Laccaria bicolor S238N-H82, 856 nucleotides. RefSeq lists its product as uncharacterized. The transcript is spliced from 5 exons. Lineage: Eukaryota; Fungi; Basidiomycota; Agaricomycetes; Agaricales; Hydnangiaceae. The record is from RefSeq and is a predicted model, not a curated record. Bases 1 to 552 code for a protein of 183 amino acids.